This is a messenger RNA of Folsomia candida, 2405 nucleotides long. RefSeq lists its product as uncharacterized. The transcript has 11 exons. The coding region runs from base 242 to 2305 and encodes 687 amino acids. The record is from RefSeq and is a predicted model, not a curated record. NCBI's taxonomy places the organism in Eukaryota, Metazoa, Arthropoda, Collembola, Entomobryomorpha, Isotomidae.
GUGUUCUUUCAAAUGAAAAAUUUUAUGGAGCUCGAUUUUCGUUCAACGUUCCUUUAAUUUCACUAAUUAAAGUUAUCAAUUCGUAUAAAGCCUAAAUUUCAGUUAUCGCAUUCGUAUGAACGUGAUGUGUUCUACAAACUUUGCACAAAUGGAAUAGCUUUCACUAAACAAGUUUAGAUACAAACUGUGGAUACAAUUACAAACCACAACAGACAAACCAUACAUUUCAAUAUUUUCAAUCAUGCGAAUUGCUGUAAUUGCCGUCCGAACCUUGCUGCAUCGUCCCAUCAUUCUUUGCCGUUUGGGACCGACGAAUCUGCCCCUUUGUAGUAGUUCCAUCACCCAGUGUCGACAAAUCUCAACCUCCAGGAGAUUCUGCGGCGAUGUGUACAUGCCUCAAACUACUACCCAACCUUAUGGCGAAGUCGAAGACAUAGUCCCACUCGUAUUUUCAUCAACAUUAAAACAGAAACUGGCUGCGUCAAGGAUGAAUCGCUUCCAGAAGGUUUUUAACGAGACUCGGAGUCCAUUCAUCGCGCAAGUGGUCGAGACUCGCGACGUUACUGAGGUGUUAGACUUGACAGAGAAAUACGCCGAGACGAUGGAGGUGCCCUGUGUUACUGCAGCGAUAGAAAUCCUAUUCAGUUUCAUCAAAGACGAAAAGACGCCAACGAGAAGGAAAGAGCUUUGCAAUAGUGUGGGGAUGCAAAAGUUGUGGAAAGUUUUGAGAAGAAAGGCCCGUCACAUGCAAUCCAGUGACAUUAUUAGUGGAAUCAAACUCCUCAAUCUUCUAGGUCUCCCAGCAUCAGACACAAAUAUUCAAAUCAUGCUCAAAAUUUUGACGAAACAAGCAAAUUAUUUGGAGCUGAGCGAAAUCGUGUAUCUCCACUUUCUCAUGGGAAAAUUUCAUGGGGAUACAAAGUCUCCUCUAACUUAUGCCCUAGAAAUGGCUCUACCCGUGGUUUUUGAGAGUCAAAUAAUGACCAAGAGUCAAAAUGGAGAGUUGGACCAGGAAAGCAUUCAACUUUUGUGUGACUAUUUACACUAUGCGUCUGAUCGAGGCCUGUCAGAUAAGACAUUGAAACCUUUGGUUACGGCGAUUGAAAAAAAUGCAAAAUCUCUAACACCAAGACAUGCAAUGAGCAUUCUAUGGUCUCUGGGAGAAGCAAAAAGUGACGACCCGUACCAGGAACACGUAGUCAAGUCCUGUUUCAAAGUGGUGACAGACAAUAUGGAGUCCUAUGACUUGAAUGUACUGAGCACUGCGAUGAGCAAGGCAAACAGAAAAUAUGUCGUUAAAAAAGUACCAUUCUUUUACGACGAAAAUUUUGUUCAUUCUUUCUGCAACCGACUCAUGAAGAGGCACAACUCGAACGCAGAUCAGGCAUUGUUUUCCUUGAAAAAUGUCUCACUAUUUAGGCACGUCCACGUGGAGUACAUGGAUCGAGUGGGAGAAAUAAUCGCAUCAAACCCUUCGCUCGUGUUGAACAAUGAUUUUCUAUUCUUCUCAUUAGUAAAGUCUUUCUGUGGGUGUAACUACAAGCCUGAAAAUUGGCACAAGAUUGAGGCAAUGCUUCUUAAUCAUCCUGCUUUAUCCAAGGAUCUUGGGCCACUCGCCAUCAAUUUAGCUGUUGACUUUCUGGCGUUGGACACCUACCCUGAAGUAUUAAUACAGAGGAUAUUUUCUCCUCAAGAGUUACCCAAUCUAGACGCUUUCAUUCAGAAAAGCCCAUUCCAAAUCUCCUCUGCUCACACUCUGCUCCUUCUGCUAAAUUCUGUUCAGCUCCUGCACCCGCACUACUCUGGGGCUCUACCCCCGUUGUCAAUGAUUAACAGGUGGAAAGAGAUAACUCGUAACGAGCCCAUUAAUAGAAAUCAUUCUCUCAAGGCUGCACUACAGACUGGUUUCGGUGGCGAAAACUAUGUACUCAAUGGUCUACAUUAUAACGGACUGCGUAUCGACCAUGUUAUUGUCAUGCGGAAGGGAGGUUACCCCAUCGCAAUGAAUGAUACAAGUGAACUAAAAGAGCUUGCAGAUAUACGAAAACCUGCCGAGAGUGAUAUAGUUCUCUUGAAAGUGUUUUGGAAGGAUGCAUAUUCAAACAACACUCCGCGUCUUCGAGGGGUGAAAGCUUUGGAACAACGUCUCUUAGAAAAGCUUGGUCAUCCGAUGAUUACGGUGGAUGGUGAGAGAUGGACUGAAUUAGCAGAUUAUGAAAAAAUACCCUUCCUAAUGCACCGAAUUCGUGAAAAAAUUGACAAAUUACAAUGGAAUCAAACUGGCAGUGAUGUCAUACCUAGAUAAAUCUAAUUCAUGUGUCCAUUUUCAAUAUCCUAGUCUAAAAUAUCUUGUACUGAAAAUUGUCAAAGUAUAAGUUGUAAAUAAAUCACCAAAUGACAUCAAA